Messenger RNA from Meyerozyma guilliermondii ATCC 6260, 2718 nucleotides. It is a transcript of the gene FZO1, whose product is annotated as mitofusin. The transcript has a single exon. Lineage: Eukaryota; Fungi; Ascomycota; Pichiomycetes; Serinales; Debaryomycetaceae. The record is from RefSeq and is a predicted model, not a curated record. Gene Ontology annotation, biological process: mitochondrial fusion. Gene Ontology annotation, cellular component: mitochondrial outer membrane. Bases 1 to 2718 code for a protein of 905 amino acids. Gene Ontology annotation, molecular function: GTPase activity; GTP binding.
AUGGAGAACCAUGAAGAUUCGGAACUGCCCGAAACUGAUAACCAGACCAUACACCCGUACACCAACAUAACAAAAGGCCCAGACACCACGAAAACAAUCCGAUUCGCAUCGGAAUCAGCAACUACCCGUUUGCCACGAAUUACCACCAUGUCAUUUAAGGGCUUCAAAAGCUUUCGCGACAGCGCGACAAAUGACGACACAUCCACGGUUGUUGCCGAUGAGCAAGCUGGGGCAAAUGGACCAGCAAGUGUAAUGUACAUACCAGAAAAUGGCGACUUUCUUGACGAUUCUUCAACUCUUUUUAACGGUGUGGGAGCCGGAAAGUCGUCGAGACCGGCUCCAAAUCGCCAGCAGCACCUCAAUGCAUCGCUACAACAGCUCCAUUACAACGAAAAUAGGGUGGCGCUUGAUAGAGCCAUCAAUCUGACGGUGGAACUUAUCCACGAGCUUUGCGGAGAAAACCAACAACGACCCAUAUUCUACCCUGCCGAUGCCGAGGACAGCAGCCAGUUGCUACUCAACUCCACAAGAGCUCACUUGGCUUUGGUACGUAACAAUAGCACUAUUUCGGCGAAAACGUUGAGCAAAGCUAAAAUCGAUGCGAAGGAAGAAGACAUCCCCACGUUUCGUCUUCUCAAGUUGAACGUCAAGUUGAGUGCUAAUCACAACGAUAAUUUGGUGCUGACAUUGGACAAGUCGCUGAUAGCCGCUCUUCUCGAACAAAAACUCAACCAGCAGAUCAAGUACUUGUUGAACUUGAAAGAACGAGUAGACGAUACUUCGUCAAAAGUGUUUGUUACAGGAGACUUGAACGCUGGUAAGCUGACAUUCUGCAAUGCUCUCCUUCGGCGUAAAGUGCUUCCCGAAGACCAGCAGCCUUGUACGUCGGUCUUUUGUGAAGUGAUCGAUGCUGUAAAUGAGAACCGCGGCGUAGAGGAGGUUCACGCGGUUCCCAUCGGGGCCCAAUACGAUAUAAAAGAUGCUAGCACUUAUGAGGUGCACCCUUUGAAGGAGCUUGAAGAUCUCGUGUACGACUGUGACAAGUAUAGCCUUCUCAAGGUGUAUGUCAUAGAUAAUCGUUCUCUUCAAGAAAGCUUGCUUCGCAAUGGAAUCGUCGAUAUAAAGCUUAUUGAUGCACCUGGUCUCAAUAUGGAUCUGUUUCAGACCACCCAGGUGUUUUCCCGUCAAGAAGAAAUCGAUUUGAUUGUUUUUGUCGUCAAUGCUGAAAACCACUUCACGUUGUCUGCAAAGGAAUUCAUUGCUGCCGCAGCGGCUGAAAAAAGGUAUGUCUUCAUCGUUGUUAAUAAAUUUGACAACAUCAAAGACAAGAACAAGUGCAUGAACAAGGUCUUGGAACAGGUAAAGAAUUUGUCACCAGACACUUACAAAGAUGCUCAGGAAUUUGUGCAUUUUGUAAGUUCAAGCGACUUUGAUGGUGACGAAGAUCCUAACCCUGACGAUGGCCCUGACAACAAUGGACCCAAUGGACACCCAGACUUUGAUAAGUUGGAGGCUUCGUUGCGGAAAUUUGUGCUUGAAAAACGUGCACUUUCAAAGCUUCUUCCCGCCAAGAAUUAUCUCAACAACCUUCUUGAUGAUCUUCAGACAUUGGCCAAGGUAAAUGAAAAAAUGUACGCGGUGGAAAAAGAGGACAAAACUGCGGAACUCGAAAACCAGGUUGCACCUAGUUAUAAUAAGAUCAAGAGCAAGAGCAACAAAGCCGGUGAUACCUUGCAUAAACUCAUUGAGGAUACUUGCACUGAAGUUUAUGAAUCUACAAAGAAGCAAAUAUUGAACACAGUCAAUAAUUUUGGGGAUGAACAAAUUGUGCCCUAUCACGGAUUGCAAUACGUAUACGAAUACGCCAAGGAGACGCAGCAGGCAAUGGUUGACACGAUUCUCUCGGCUUUGACAUCUUGCGAAGAACAAGCUAAGAUAAAGACGGAGAAGCAGGUGGAAGAAAUUGUCAAGGUUGGUCAAGCUACACUUGGGGAAGGCUUUUUGCAAGGAAAAGUUUUCAAAUCGGAGUUGAUGUUUACAAGGCGCAGAGAUACUAUCAAGAGAAAAAUCAACGAUCAAAUCGAAGUUUCAGAUUUCUUUGAUCCUUCCAUCGAUUCGUUUAUGCUUUGGAUGGGAAUUCCUCGUCACUUUACUUCUCAAUUUCAAGCUUACAACCCAGUGAAUAUUCUCAGUUCAGUGCCAUCUUCAGCGGCCUCGCUCAAAAACCUGAUACCAUCGCAAUUGACCUUGCAUACUGUCUAUUCCUCAACCAAAUUAUUGACUGCCGGUGCUCUUGUCAGAAAAAUGUAUUCGUUGACUUCCGUCCUCAAUUCGACAACAUUGAAAAAGAUCGCAGGUCCAGUACUUAUAGGUGUUGCUGGAUUCUCGAUCUAUUAUCUCAUCAACGAUAUCCCCAAUGCCUUUCCCAGAAAACAAGCACGCAAGAUCAAGAAGCAAAUCCAGGAGUUGGACUACUCGCAUGUCAACGCCGACAGAAUCUCCAAGGAAUGCAGACAAGUGUUGAACUAUCCCACGAGACAAGUUUUGAACGGGUUCCAAACGAGCAUCGACAAGAGAUUGCUUGAGAAGGAAAAGCUUGAGAAACAGAUCAAGGACGCCGACUUGAGCUACGGAUACUUUCAUGAGAUGUUGGUGAAGAUUCUGAACCAAAAGAGUCUGCUUGCACUGAUUGAGUUGGAGGUUAAUAUCGUCGACUAA